This is a messenger RNA of Glycine soja, 1408 nucleotides long. RefSeq lists its product as uncharacterized. Gene Ontology annotation, molecular function: zinc ion binding; nucleic acid binding. NCBI's taxonomy places the organism in Eukaryota, Viridiplantae, Streptophyta, Magnoliopsida, Fabales, Fabaceae. Bases 307 to 1347 code for a protein of 346 amino acids. The transcript is spliced from 4 exons. The record is from RefSeq and is a predicted model, not a curated record.
UUUUCAAGUAUUGAAGCAUGGAUAAGCCCAAUUCUCGAUGCUUGAUUAUCACACGCGUCAGGAAAACCAACCAUCAAGACCCAAAAUGACAUCUCUAAACUUAUACCAUAUGAUGGAAUGAAAACGCCUUAUUUUCUCAACGCGCCUAAGAUGAGUGCGUGCAAAUAUCCCUUAGUCACACUCACAUUUAUUUAAUCGCACAUUCAAACUCAACACUACACACAAAUAUCAGACUCUUUGAUUUUAUAGUAUUUGUUUUUCUUUUUCAGUGUUUUUUUUCCUUUGUUUCACUUUUCAAAUUUUGUCAUGGAGUUCAAAUAUCGUGAUGAUCAAAUCCAAAGGACACCAUCACCUUUGCGGCACCCUCUUCCUUCCAACACCUACGUCUCCAAUCGCCCAUUACAAGGGUGUGACUUUGUAUCAGGUGGCUUUCCCAGAAAUGUUUCAGUGCCUAGAGUUUUUCUAAUGGCCAUGCCGAUCAAUGUCAAUGAAGUGUUCCAACGAGAGUUGGAGAAAGAGAAAAUAUGGCGAGAGCUAGAGAAGGAAGGAAUCAGGAGAGAAAUCAUUGCUCGCGAGAUGACAUUUGCACAACAACGAGAACUGGAAGAUGAAGUGAGAAAAGAAAUAGAAUUGGAAAGAACAUUCAGAAUCUCGAUGCAACGAUCAAAUGGGAUCACAUUUCGAGAACCAGUUUCAGUGUCUUUUAAUCAUAGUAUGGGUCCGUUGAAUAAUAUUACCAUGUCUGGAGGGCUACCAUUCCAUUUACUGUCACAAGCUUCUAAGCAAAUUAACAAGGAUAAAGUGAUUAUACUGAAUAAGCCAGAUGAUCAUUGUGGUGAAAAGCGCAAAGCAAUGACACUUGCAAUUGAUGACAAUGAGAGUCUACAGAAGAAAUCCAAGAAGGACUGGAGUUGCGAGUUGUGUCAAAUUUCUGCAACAAGUUUGAAAGGCUUGAAUGAUCAUAUUCAAGGGAAAAAACAUAAGGCUAACAAAGAAUCCACUAGAACUCAAAAAAUAGGGUUGGAUUCAAGACCAGAAAGUGAAACACUUCAUCCUUGUUUAACACCCGCGGACACAUGCAAACUGGAAUCUAAAGAAAAGGGCCAGGUUGUCCAAAAGGGCAAAGGUUUAGGUGAUUUGGACGAUCAAAAUGAAACAACUACUAGUAAACAAGCACAGGAAACAAGCGCACUGUCAAAAGGGAAGAAAUUUGAAUUUUGGUGUGAGCUUUGUCAAGUUCAAACUCAAUCAGAAAUUGUCAUGCAAAGUCAUCAGAAUGGAAAAAAACACUUGAGAAAUAUGAAGAAAUUGAAUCACAACAAUGAUGGUGUUGCAAAUCUUGGAUAACAAUAAAACCCAUGUUAUGUUGUGUCGUGUGUAGAUUAAUUCAUAAAUGUUUAUUUCUUUC